CCUCUUUUUUUUUUUAUAUAUAUAUAUUAUUACGACAUUUGUACAGUUGGACAAAUAACAUAGAGCUCAGCAACCUAUAUUAAUUUUCAACAACAAAAAGGAAGAGAAAUAAACACCAUAUAUUGAUAAACAAUAAAAUGGCUGAAAACUUUGCUAAAGCUAAUCAAUAUCAAUAUGCUGCCACCUCUAGUUUGGUUUUACAGGCCAAUCGUAAAGGGUUACCACGUAGGGAUCAGGAACCCACCGGUGAACCCGAUACUUUAUGGGGUAAAAUCGAUCCCAAAGAAUUCGGUUCUCGUGUAGAAAGAGAAGCACCUAAAGAUAUUGAACAAAAGAAGAAGAAGGCUGCUGCUAAACGAUCUGAAGAUUCCAAUGAAAAGAGACGUCGAAAGAAGGAAGAAAACGCCAUCAGUAAAGCAUAUGGCUAUUCAUCCGUUCUUUCUGCCACUGAAGACUGGGAAGGCUUAAACUAUAGACCUCGUACAAAAGAAACACGCGAGGCUUAUGAGCACAUUUUGUCAUUUGUUUACGAGCAUUUAGGCGAUCAAGCUCGUGAUGUCAUUCGAAGUGCUGCGGACGAUGUUUUAGAAACUUUAAAAACUGAUACCCUCAAAGAUUUUGAUAAGAAGAAGGAAAUCGAAUCAGUAAUUGGAAACAUUAAAUCUGAACACUUUGCUCAACUUGUCAAUUUGUCUAAAAAGAUUACCGAUUAUUCAGCUGAUGGAGAGGCAAUGGAUAUUGACGAAAACGGCGAUAAAGUGGGUGAAAUCGAUGACGAACUCGGUGUUGCUGUUGUAUUUGAUGACGACGAGGAUGAAGAAGAGGAAGACGAUCAGUAUGAAAUGAAGGAUGAGGAUGAGGAGGAAGACGAAUUAAAUGUCGUUAUUGAAGGUCAAGAGGAAUCCGCUGAAUCCUCGGAUGAGGAAGACGGGUUCAAGACUGUACUCCCUGGACAGGAAAAGAAAAAGAAGUCUAGCAAGAAAUCUGCCACCACAGCUCAAGAUGAUGAUUCUAUUUUUCCUCAUGAUAUUGAUGCAUUUUGGCUUCAACGUCAAAUUGCUGCACAAUAUCCUGAUGCUCACACUGCUCAAGAAAAGACCGUUCAAGCUUUUGAGAUUUUAGGUUCUGAAAGUAUCAACGUUCGUGAUUGUGAGAAUGAGUUGAUGGGAUUAUUCGAUUAUGAUAAGUUUGAUCUUGUUCGUAUCCUUACCAAGAACCGUGAUCUCAUUUAUUGGUGUACACGUCUUGCCCGUCUUGAGGGUGAAGAAAGAGCCGCACUUGAAAUUGAAAUGCAAAACAAAAACUUGGGUUGGAUUUUAAGAAGUCUCAGUGGUGAUCGUCAACGUCGUGGUGAAGCUCUCGAAAGAAAGGGUGUUGUUGAUACAGCGAUGGAAAUUGAUGAAGAAUCUACUGGUCGGAGUCGUGGUCAGUUACCUACUACUGCUACCAUUACACCCGGUACAACUGUAGCACCUCGUCAAAUGUUAGAUUUAGAAUCACUUGCGUUUGAACAAGGUUCUCAUCUCAUGUCGAACAAGAAAGUUAAACUUCCUGAUGGCUCUUUUAAAAGAUCCAAGAAGGGUUAUGAGGAAAUCCAUGUGCCUGCUCCUAAACCUGUUGAGUUUGCUGCCGGUGAAAAGUUAAUUCCUAUCAAAUCUAUGCCUGACUGGUCUCAAGAUGCUUUUGUUGGUCCUGAAACCUUGAACCGUGUUCAAAGUAGACUUUAUCCUACUGCCUUUGGUAGUGACGAGAACCUCCUUUUGUGUGCUCCUACUGGUGCUGGUAAGACUAAUGUUGCUAUGCUUACCAUCUUACAUGAGCUCGGUAAGAACCGUGAUCCUGAAACUGGCCUUAUCGAUCUCGAUGCUUUCAAGAUUGUUUAUAUUGCUCCCAUGAAGGCUUUAGUUGCAGAAAUGGUGGGUAAUUUCAGUCAACGUCUCAAGCCUUACGGAAUUGCUGUUGCCGAAUUAACUGGUGAUCGUCAAUUGACAAAACAACAAAUUUCCGAAACCCAAAUUAUUGUUACUACACCUGAGAAAUGGGAUGUCAUCACUCGUAAAGCUACUGAUCGUAGUUAUACUUCUUUGGUACGUCUUAUCAUCAUCGAUGAAAUUCAUUUGCUGCAUGAUGAUCGUGGUCCAGUCUUAGAAAGUAUUAUCUCUCGUACCAUCCGUAACAUGGAACAAACUCAAGAACUUGUUCGUCUCGUUGGUUUAUCUGCUACUCUACCUAAUUACGUCGAUGUCGCUGCUUUCUUGCGUGUAAACAGUAAGACUGGUUUAUUCCAUUUCGAUAGUUCCUAUCGUCCUUGUCCUUUGAAGCAACAAUUUAUUGGUGUCACAGAGAAAAAGGCUAUCAAGCGUUUCCAAACCAUGAACGAGGUUUGUUACGAGAAAGUUAUCGAACAAAUUGAUCAAAGAGAAGAGAAUCAGGUCCUUGUAUUUGCUCACUCUCGUAAAGAAACAGCUAAAACAGCAAAGACACUUCGUGAUAUGGCUUUGGAUAAAGAUACAAUCACACGAUUCUUGAAACAAGAUUCUGCUAGUCGUGAAAUUCUUCAAUCCGAAGCAGCUACAGUAAAGGAUGCUAACCUUGCUGAUCUUUUGCCUUAUGGUUUCGCUAUCCAUCAUGCUGGUAUGACACGUGCUGAUCGUACGCUCGUUGAAGAAUUGUUUGCCGAUGGACACAUUAAGGUGCUUUGUUCUACUGCUACUCUUGCUUGGGGUGUCAAUUUACCCGCGCAUGCUGUUAUCAUUAAGGGUACACAGAUUUAUUCUCCUGAGAAGGGUCGCUGGGUCGAACUUUCUCCUCAAGAUGUUCUCCAAAUGUUGGGUCGUGCUGGUCGUCCUCAAUAUGACACUUAUGGUGAGGGUAUCAUCAUUACCGCUCACUCUGAAUUACAAUACUACUUGUCUCUUCUUAACACUCAACUUCCUAUCGAAUCUCAAUUUAUCUCCAGACUUUCUGAUAACUUGAAUGCUGAAAUCGUACUUGGUACUAUCAGAAAUCGUGAUGAAGCUGUGCAAUGGUUAGGAUACACUUACUUAUACGUACGUAUGCUUCGUAAUCCUUCACUUUAUAAUGUAUCCCAAGACGACCUUGAAGAUGAUCCUCAUUUGGAACAGAAGCGCGUGGAUCUGAUUCAUUCUGCUGCUACUGUGCUCGAUAAGUGCAACUUGAUCAAGUAUGAUAAGAAGUCAGGCCGUUUCCAAGUGACUGAAUUGGGCCGUAUCGCUUCUCAUUACUAUGUGACUCAUCACUCUAUGUCAACCUACAACCAACAUUUACGUCCCAUGAUGAGUGAAAUUGAGCUCUUCCGCGUCUUUGCUCUUUCUGAUGAAUUCAAGUAUAUUCCUGUGCGUGAAGAAGAAAAGAUGGAGUUACAAAAAUUGCUGGAGCGUGUGCCUGUUCCUGUUAAGGAGAGUCUUGAAGAACCUACUGCUAAGAUUAAUGUCUUGUUACAAGCUUAUAUUUCCCAACUCAAAUUGGAAGGUUUUGCUUUGGUUUCUGAUAUGGUGUAUGUCACUCAAAGUGCAGGCCGUAUCAUUCGCGCCAUGUUUGAGAUUUGUUUAAAGCGUGGCUGGGCACAAUUGACCAAAAAGGCACUCAAUUUGUGUAAAAUGGUUGAAAAGCGUAUGUGGUUACCUAUGUCUCCUUUGCGACAAUUCAAGGCUAUGCCUCAAGAUAUUGUACGUCGUUUAGAACGUAAAGAAUUCCCUUGGGAGCGUUACUUUGAUUUGAAUCCUCAAGAACUCGGUGAAUUGAUUGGCCAGCCCAAGGCCGGUCGUACUCUUCACAAAUUCGUGCAUCAAUUCCCCAAGUUGGAUAUCCAAGCUCAUGUUCAACCUGUUACCCGUUCUUUGCUCAAGGUUGAAUUGACUAUUACACCUGAUUUCCAAUGGGAUGAAAAAGUUCAUGGUCUUGCUGAGGCCUUCUGGAUUUUGGUAGAAGAUGUAGAUGGUGAACAUAUCUUGCAUCAUGAUUACUUUGUAUUGAAACAACGCUAUGCCGAAGAAGAACAUUUAGUUUCAUUCACUGUACCCCUCUUUGAACCUUUGCCUCCUAACUAUUACGUUACAAUUGUUGCCGAUCGUUGGAUGCAUUGUGAGUCCAAACUGCCUAUCUCCUUCAAGCACUUAAUUCUUCCCGAAAAGUACGCUCCACAUACCGAGCUUCAUGAUCUCCAGCCUUUGCCUGUGUCUGCUUUACGUAAUCCUGAAUAUGAAAAGCUUUACUCUGGUUGGAUCAAUCAUUUCAAUCCUGUUCAAACACAGGUGUUCAAUGCUCUUUAUACCACAGAUGACAACACAUUUAUCGGUGCUCCCACUGGUUCUGGUAAGACAGUUUGUGCCGAAUUUGCUCUUUUGCAUUUGUGGAGCAAAUCCAGUGAUUCUCGUGCCGUCUAUGUCGCCCCCUUCCAAGAGCUUGUAGAUCAACGUGUUGCUGAAUGGACCGAGAAAUUCGGCAAAGUUGGUGGUGGUAAGGAAGUGGUCGCUUUGACAGGUGAAACUAGUGCUGAUUUGAAAUUAUUGGAACGUGGUAAUAUUAUCUGUUGUACACCUACCCAAUGGGAUCUUAUUUCUCGUCGUUGGAAGCAAAGAAAGAAUGUUCAAAAUGUUGAUUUAUUCAUUGCCGAUGAAGUGCACAUGAUUGGCGGUGAUCUUGGUCCUACUUAUGAAGUGAUUGUUUCCAGAAUGAGAUACAUGGCCUCUCAAACACAAAAUGCUAUCCGUAUUGUUGCUUUGGGUACUUCGCUUGCCAAUGCUCGUGACUUGGGUGAAUGGAUCGGUGCUACUUCUCAUUCCGUUUUCAACUUCCAUCCUUCUGUGCGUCCUGUUCCUUUAGAAAUUCAUAUCCAAAGUUAUAAUGUUCCUCAUUUCGCUUCGCUUAUGAUUGCUAUGGCUAAACCUACUUAUCUCGCUAUUACUACACAUGCUGAUAACAAACCCUCGAUCGUUUUUGUUCCUUCCAGAAAGCAAUGUAAGCUUACUGCAGUUGACUUGAUUACUUACUGUGUCGCUGAUGACAAGCCUCAACAAUUUUUACAUUGUGAAUUAUCCGAAAUCCAAUCCAUUUUGGAUCGUGUUCAAGACAAGUCUUUGGUUGAAACUCUUUAUCAUGGCAUCGGUUUCUACCAUGAAGCGCUUUCUAAGCAAGAUAAGAAAAUUGUCGAACAACUUUAUGAAUCAGGCGCUAUCAAGGUCGUGAUCGCUUCUCGUGAUACAUGUUGGGCCCUUCCUCUUCAUUCUCAUAUGGUUGUCGUGAUGGGUACCCAAUACUUUGAGGGUAAAGAACAUCGCUAUGCUGAUUAUCCUAUCACCGAUGUUCUGCAAAUGAUGGGUCGUGCCUGCCGUCCCCUUGAAGAUGAAACUGGUAAAUGUGUUCUCAUGUGUCAAGCCAACAAGAAGGAAUUUUACAAAAAGUUCUUAUACGAGGCUUUGCCUGUGGAAUCUCAUUUGGAUCAAUUUUUACACGAUCAUUUCAAUGCUGAAAUUGUCACUAAAACGAUUGAAAACAAGCAAGAUGCUGUGGAUUAUCUUACCUGGUCUUUCUUGUAUCGUCGUAUGGCUCAUAAUCCUAAUUACUAUGGUUUACAAGGUACUUCGCAUCGUCACUUAUCUGAUCAUCUUUCUGAACUCGUUGAAUCUACACUUACGGACUUGGAGGAUACCAAAUGUCUUACAAUUGAAGAUGAAAUGGAUAUUAGUCCUCUUAAUUUGGGUAUGAUUGCCGCUUAUUACAACAUCAACUAUACCACGGUAGAUAUGUUCAGUGUCAGUUUGAAAAGUGGCACCAAACUUAGAGGUCUUUUGGAAAUUGUGUCAUCUGCUACUGAAUUUGACGGCAUUCCUAUUCGUCAUCACGAAGAGAAUGUUCUCAAGCGUAUCUACGAUCGUGUUCCUGUGAAGUUGGCUAAUCCUAAAUUCAACACACCUAGAAUCAAGACAAAUGUUUUGUUACAAGCACAUUUCUCUCGUGUCCAAUUACCACCUGAUCUUCAAGCCGAUCAAACGUUAAUCGUCGAAAAGGUUAUCCCACUUCUUCAAGCCUGUGUGGAUGUUAUUUCUUCUAACGGUUGGUUAUCGCCCGCAUUGGCUGCAAUGGAAUUAUCACAAAUGUCUGUACAAGCCAUGUGGGAUCGUGACUCCCCUCUCAAGCAAAUUCCUUAUUUCACCAAUGAGAUUAUCAAACGCUGUGAGGCCCAAAAUGUCGAAUCCGUGUUUGAUAUUAUGGAACUUGAAGAUGAUGUGCGUGCUGACUGUCUCCGUUUGGAUCAAAGAAAGAUGCGCGAAGUAGCACGUUUCGUCAACAGAUACCCCAAUAUUGAAGUUGGUUUUGAUGUAGCUGAUAAGGAGAGUGUUGCGGCGGGUGGACUUGUCAACGUCCGUGUUCAACUUGAACGUGAAGUGGAUGAGGAUGCCGAAGAACAAGAAGUCGGACCUGUGAUCGCACCAUUCUUCCCCAAGACCAAGGAUGAAGGUUGGUGGAUUAUCAUUGGUGAUCCCGAAACAAAGACUUUAUUGGCAAUCAAGAGGGUUACUUUGCAACAAAAAUUGACCGUUAAGUUGGGUUUUAAUGCUCCUACAGCCGGCCAACACACUCUCAAGGUUUACUUGAUGUCCGACUCAUAUAAUGGAUGCGAUCAAGAAUUAGAUAUGGAAUUAGAUGUUGCUGAGGGCGAAGACAGCGAUGAAGAUGAGUCUAUGGAUGAAGAGUAAAUUUCUUUUUAUUUUUAAACAUUUAAUAAAUAAGAGCUCAUAUGUUGUAUAAUUUG
This is a messenger RNA of Mucor mucedo, 6775 nucleotides long. RefSeq names its product Sec63 Brl domain-containing protein. Gene Ontology annotation, molecular function: ATP hydrolysis activity; nucleic acid binding; ATP binding. The transcript is spliced from 2 exons. The record is from RefSeq and is a predicted model, not a curated record. NCBI's taxonomy places the organism in Eukaryota, Fungi, Mucoromycota, Mucoromycetes, Mucorales, Mucoraceae. Bases 138 to 6719 code for a protein of 2193 amino acids. Gene Ontology annotation, cellular component: nucleus.